This is a messenger RNA of Botrytis cinerea B05.10, 2016 nucleotides long. RefSeq lists its product as hypothetical. Lineage: Eukaryota; Fungi; Ascomycota; Leotiomycetes; Helotiales; Sclerotiniaceae. Gene Ontology annotation, biological process: proteolysis. The transcript has 5 exons. Gene Ontology annotation, molecular function: serine-type carboxypeptidase activity. The record is from RefSeq and is a predicted model, not a curated record. Bases 178 to 1818 code for a protein of 546 amino acids.
GCUUCAUUUCUUUCUCGCAAUACCGUCGCGAUUGCGUGUGUUUUGAAAUUGCAAUUGAGUGAACCCCUUCUGUCCCCGGUACCUCAAACUCUUCUUUCUGGGUGAGUAAAGAAAUCGAACAAUCGACGUGCAAUUCGAGCGCGCCUCAGAAGGUUUUAGUCUGGAAUAAAUAGCAAGAUGUCGUGGAAUCUGAGACAGAUGUUGAUGAUCCUGUUUGUCUUUGCAACGACCGUUCUCGCAGGUCGUUUUUCGGAUUUCUCACAUGCGAAGGGGUAUCAUCCGGAUUUGAAAGAGAGGGUCGAGGGAAAUAGAAAGAGAAAUCAUCCUGGGUAUGGGCAUGAGCAUGGGCAUGGGAAUGGGACGGAAGGGUUUCGAUUCCUGAAUAAACAUACGGAGGAAUAUCGUGUUGAAUCUCUCCCGGACAUUCCGUUUGAUAUUGGAGAAAUGUAUGCAGGAUUGAUGCCAAUUGAUAUGAAGAAUAAAUCAAGAGGACUUUACUUUGUCUUUGAGCCGACGGUUGGAGAGCCGGUUGAUGAGGUCACUAUUUGGCUGAAUGGAGGUCCUGGUUGCAGUUCUCUAGAAGCCUUCUUUCAAGAAAAUGGACGGUUUAUCUGGAGUUGGGGAAUGUAUGCUCCGCAGAUUAAUCCAUAUUCUUGGGUUAAUCUUACGAAUGUUCUUUGGGUUGAACAACCAGUUGGAACGGGAUUCUCGAUCGGUGAAGUGACUGCUACAACUGAAGAAGAUAUCGCAGAGGAUUUUGUCAAAUUUUUCUUAAAUUUCCAAAAGACGUUUGGAAUUAAGAAUUUCAAGAUCUAUGUUACGGGGGAGAGUUACGCAGGAAGAUAUGUCCCGUAUAUAUCGUUGGCUAUGUUGGAGAGAAAUGAUACGGAUUAUUUUGAUGUGUCUGGAGCUUUAGCUUAUGAUCCCGUCAUUGGCUCCUACGUAUAUGCACAACAAGAAGCCCCAGCUGUUCCAUUCCUUUUGCAGAACAACAACAUAUUCGGUCUCAACGCAAGUUUUGUGGCUCAGUUAGAAGCACUUCACGAAUCAUGCGGUUACUCGGAUUUCAUAUCGCAAUAUUUAACCUUUCCGCCAUCUGGUGUUCAACCCCCUAAAUACUUCGACUACAACAAUGAUACUGAUGUAGCAUGUGAUCUUUGGGGUUCAAUCUACUAUGCAGCAUAUGGACCAAAUCCCUGUUUCAACGUUUAUGAAAUCGUUACUCAAUGUCCCCUUCAAUCUGAUCCACUCGGUUAUCCAUCGGACUUGCAGUAUCUAUAUCCAGGAUUUGAUCAAAUAUAUUUCAAUCGGACAGAUGUGAAAAAAGCUAUGCAUGCACCUAUGGAAAUAGACUGGAACGAAUGUUCCGGCCCAGUAUUCAUCGGAGGAGACGACGGCGAAGGCGGACCCGAACAAGAAGGAGAUCUCAGUGCCGAUCCCAUCCAAUCCGUUCUUCCCCUCGUCAUUGAAGCUACCAACCGCGUGCUCAUCGCUAACGGUAAUCUCGAUUUCGAAAUCCUCACAAAUGGUACACUUCUUGCCAUUCAAAAUAUGACGUGGGGAGGAAAAUUGGGGUUCCAAGAGAAACCUGCAAAGCCAAUUGUGAUUACGUUGCCGGACCUUCAGUAUGGAAAUCUGUUUAUUGAGGAGGGCUUUGGACCUGUGGAUGAACCGCAGGGAACGAUGGGAGUGCAGCAUUUUGAACGUGGCUUGAUGUGGGCGGAGACAUUUUUGAGCGGUCAUAUGCAACCGCAGUUUCAGCCGAGGAGCAGUUAUAGACACUUACAGUGGGUUUUGGGUAGGAUUGAUGAAUUGUAGAUAGAUUUGUUCAAUCGGUGUGUGAGAAGUUGAGACCGGUAGGUAGGAAGGCUUAGGAAUCGAUCAAGACAUUUCGAUGGGAAAUGAGUGUUGAAUGUCAAGGUUUUCAAUGGUGUUUUAUUUAUCUAUUUAUUGCAGAAUUAGGUACUACUAGUCUGUAGUUAGACAAAAUAAAAGCUAAAGAUGUAUAUAUAGAUA